Molecule: messenger RNA, 28973 nt
Organism: Cherax quadricarinatus
Lineage: Eukaryota; Metazoa; Arthropoda; Malacostraca; Decapoda; Parastacidae
Product: mitochondrial amidoxime reducing component 2
Molecular function (GO): pyridoxal phosphate binding; molybdenum ion binding; catalytic activity
Source: RefSeq, a predicted model, not a curated record
GGUAUGGGAUCAAAAUGUAAAAGGCGUGGAUUGUGGAGAUGAGGUGGCUGAUAUGUUAACCCGGGUCGUCUCUCAAGGUAAGACCAAACUUCGACUCUUGUACCGGGGAGAUGUGGUGAAGAAUAGGCCAGCCCGAAGAUUUGAUUACUACGACUUCCCGAAGAUCCGCAACUCUGACACAUUGUACUAUGCGGAGAACUGCGCCUACAUGAUUGGCACAGAGUCUUCGCUAGAGGACCUCAACUCUCGCCUCUCGGAACCCAUCACUAUGAGCCAGUUCCGUGCAAACAUCGUGGUCAGAGGCUCUGCACCCUCAGACGAGGACGACUGGGCCUACGUGAAGAUCGGGCGGGUGGUCUUCAGGAAGGUGAAACCAUGCCAGAGAUGUCUGCUAACCACUGUGGACCCAGUCAAAGGGGAACGACACCCCAAGAUGGAGCCACUCACUACCCUCCGUACGUUCCGCUCAUUAAAAGAGCCAGCCAAGUUGGCUAAGGCGUGGGCUACGAGUCCCCUCUUCGGCAUCAACAUGGCCAUCGACGUGACAGGACCUGUGGCAGUGGGAGACAAAGUCUUGGUGGCCAGAACUUCAAAAAAUCCGGCGUUAACAGUAUUCUAGAGCUGGCCUGAACAUCGGCCAUCCUGCUUUUGAGUCUUCUAAAACUACAGUGUAACCAGAACCACACUCAACUCAUCAUUAACAGUGUUUUAAGAUUAAUUCACAAUGAAUGUAACAGUUUUCUUUAAACGCUAAUAAUAAAUUGCCUUCUAACCACUCAAUGCUCUGGUAAAGUACAACGAUUUGAAAACGAUCUUCGACGUCAUUCUCCAUAUAACUUCUCUUAUUUUACUACUAUUGAUUUUAUAGUUUACAUAGUGUAGUCUUCCUGUUUGAGUCCAAAAGUCUAUUUGUUUGACACAGUUUUUCCUGUGUGUGCGCGCUCACCUAUUUGUGGUUUCAGAGGUCGAGUCAUAACUCCUGGCCACGCCUCUUCGCUGAUCGCUACUAGGUCCUCUCCCUGCUCCACGAGCUUUAUCAAACUAUGUCACCUGCCAGACUGUUCUACUUCCUGACAACUCUGUGACUAAAGAAAUACUUCCUAACAUCCCUUUAAUAUGAGAUGAACAAGAUGGGAGCGAGUAGGCCUACUGUGCUUUAUGGAACAGAGCUUUUUACCGUAGCAGCCUCAAACUUUACUCUGUUGACUACUACUCUGUGUUCUAAUUUCCUGACAAAUGGAACACAGAGUAGUAGUCAACAGAGUAAAGUCUGAGGCGGCUACGGUGAAAAGCUCUGCUCCACAAGGCACAGUACUCGCUCCCAUCUUGUUCCUCAUCCUCAUGUCUGACAUAGACAGGGAUGUAAGCUACAGCACCGUGUCUUCCUUUGCAGAUGACUCCCGAAUCUGCAUGACAGUGUCUUCCAUUGCAGACACUGCAAGGCUCCAGGCAGACAUCAACCAAAUCUUCCAAUGGGCUGCAGAAAACAAUAUGAAGUUCAACGAUGAGAAAUUUCAGUUACUCUGAUAUGGUAAUCGUGAGGAAAUUAAAACUUCAGAGUAUAAAACAAAUUCCAACCACACAAUAGAGAGAAAAACCAACGUCAAAGACCUGGGAGUGAUCAUGUCGGAGGAUCUCACCUUCAAGGACCAUAACACUGUAUCAAUCGCAUCCGCUAGAAAAAUGAGAGGAUGGAUAAUGAGAACCUUCAAAACUAGGGAUGCCAAGCCCAUAAUGACACUCUUCAGUCGCUUGUUCUAUCUAGGCUGGAAUAUUGCUGCACACUAACAGCACCUUUCAAGGCAGGUGAAAUUGCUGACCUAGAAAAUAUACAGAGAACCUUCAUGGCAUGCAUAACUGAGAUAAAACACCUCAAUUCCUGGGAGCGCUUGAAGUUCCUGAACCUGUACUCCCUGGAAUGCAGGAGGGAGAGAUACAUGAUUAUAUACACCUGGAAAAUCCUAGAGGGACUAAUACCAAACUUGCACACGAAAAUCACUCCCAACGAAAGCAUAAGACUCGGCAGACGAUGCAGCACAUCCCCAAUGAAAAGCAGGGGUGUCACUAGCACGUUAAGAGAGAACACAAUAAGUGUCAGGGGCCCCAAGACUGUUCAACUGCCUCCCAGCAUACAUAAGGGGCAUUACCAAUAGACCCCUGGCUGUCUUCAAGCAGGCACUGGACAAGCACCUAAAGUUGACACCUGACCAGCCGGGCUGUGGUUCGUACGUUGGAUUGCGUGCAGCCAGCAGUAACAACCUGGUUGAUCAGGCUCUGAUCCACCAUGAGGCCUGGUCACAGACUGGGCCGCAGGGGUGUUGACUCCUGAAACUCUCUCCAGGUAAACUCCAGGUAACUUAGCUGAGUCUUCAGCUUCCAGUUGUGACCCCUUGUUUGUGUGUCCCAUCUCUGGAACAUCCUGUCUCUGUACACCUUGUCAAUACCUCGCAGUAUUUUGUAUUUCAUUAUCAUGUCUGUCCUAACCCUCGUGUCCUCUAGUGUCGCCAGGCCGAUUUCCCUUAACCUUUGCACAUUCUCUAAUUUCUUGGUGUGCUUGACCAGGUGUGGGCUCCAAACUGGUGCUGCAUACUCCACUAUGGUCCUGACAUACACAGUGUACAUUGUCUUGAACGAUUUCUUACUGAGGUAUCGGAAUGCUAUUCUCAGGUUUGCCAGGCGCCCAUGUGCUGCAGCAGUUAUCUACUUGAUGUGUGCCUUAGGAGAUGUGCUCAGUAUUAUACUCACCCCAAGAUCCUUUCCUUUGAGUGAGGUUUGCAGUCUUUGACACCCGAAACCCUUUCCAGGUAAACUCCAGAUAAACCUCAGGUAAACCUAGCCUAUACUCUGUCUGCGGUCUUUGCCCUUCCCCUAUCUUCACGACUUUGCAUUUGGAGGGGGUUAAAUUCGAGUAGCCAGUUGCUGGACCAGGCUUCCAGCCUGUCUAGGUCUCUUUGCAGUCCUGCCUGUUCCUCAUCCGAUUAAAUUCUCUUCAUUAACUUCACAUCAUCUGCAAACAGGGACACUUCUGAGUGGAACCCCACUCCUCACAGGCACCCACUCUGACACCUCAUCACAUACCAUGACUCGUUGUUGCUUCCCUGUCAGGUAUUCUCUGAUCCAUUUCAGUGCCCUUCCUGUUAUGCAUCCCUGAUCCUCUAGCUUUUGCACUAAUUUCUUGUAAGGAACUGUGUCGAAGGCCUUCUUAGAGCCCAAGAAAAUGCAAUCUACCCAAUCCUUCCUCUCAUGCCUUACUUCCGUUACCUUGUUAUAAAACUCCAGUAGGUUUGUAACACAGUAUUUUCCUUCCCUGAAUCUGUGCUGGUUGUCGUUUAUAAACUUGUUCCAUUCUAGGUGCUCCACCACUCUCCCCCUGAUAAUCUUCUCCAUGACUGCAUGCUAUACACGUUGGUGACACUGGUCUGUAGUUUAGUGCCUUGUAUAUAUCUCCUUUCUUAUAAAUGGGGACUACAUUUGCCGUUUUCCAUACCUCGGGUAGUUGCCCAAUUGUAAUGGAUGUGUUGAAUAUUGUUGUUAGUGGCACACACGGCAUCUCUGCUCCCUCUCUAAGGACCCAUGGAGAGAUGUUCGGUCCCACCACCUUUAAGGUAUCAAGUUCACUUAGCAUCUUCACCUCCUCCUCGGUUGAGUGUAUGUCAUCCAGCACUUGUUGGUAUAUCCCUUGUUGGUGUACCCCACUAUUCUGACUUCUCAGAGUCCUUUCUGUUUCCUCCAUAAAUACCUCCUUAAAUCUCAUGUUGAGCUCCUCACUUUUUGGUUGCUUCUUGUGAGCUCCCCACCUUCCUUCUUCAGCCUGCUUACAUGGUCCAUGACUGUUGUCUUCCUCCUGAUGUGGCUAUACAACAGCUUCGGGUCAGACCUGACUUUCGAUGCUAUGUCGUUUUUGUACUGUCGCUGGGCCUCCCUCUAUCUGUGCAUACUCAGUUCUGGAUCUUCGACUAAUCUGCUUAUUUUCCUGGGCCCUUUGUCUUUUGUACUUUUUCCAUUCUCUAGUGCACAUAAUUUUUGUCUCCUUACAUCAUUGGGUAAACCAAGGGCUCGUUCUGGUCUUCCCAUUAUUUCUAUUGCCCUUGGGAACAAACGUUUUCUCUGCCUCCUUGCAUUCCGUUGUCACAUAGUCUAUCAUUUCGUUUACUGAUUUUCCUACCAAUUCUUUCCCAAUGAACCUCCUGCAGGAAGUUCCUCAUGCCUGUGUAGUCCCCCUUUUUGUAGUUUCGUUUUUCCCAUACUACUACUGUUACCCUCUCCACUCGUAACUCUACCAUGUAUUCAAAGCUCAGAACCAUGUGAUCAUAUGUGAUGCCCUCGAUGUCGGAGCUACUCAGGGUGAAUAUGAGACCCAGUCUUGCUGGUUCAUCCUCGCCCCUCUCUCUUGUGGUGUCCCUAACAUGCUGAUGCAUGAGGUUUUCCAGUACCACAUCCAUUAUCUUGGCUCUCCGUGUUUCAGGACCCCAUUUGUAACCAGGUUUUCCCAAUCAAUCUCUGUGAUUGAAAUCACCCAUAACUAGUAACUUUGCUCUGCUCGAGUGAGCCCUUCUUGCCACCUCAGUUAGUGUGUCCAUCAUUGCUCUCUUCAUAUUCUUCUCUUGGCCUCCUGCAGUUCUGUGGCGGGUUGUACAUCACUGAAAUGACUGACUUAUGGCCCCCAGACUGAAUUGUACCUACUAUGCAGUUCUUUUCGCCCAUUCCUUCCAUUUCCUCAAAUCCCUAUCGGUUUUUAAUGAACAGUGCAAUUCCUCCUCCUCCUCCUAUCUUUCCUCAGGAUCUGAUAUCCGGGUGGGAAGCUUGCAUCUGUUGUCAUCCCAGGGAGUUUCGUUUCUGUGAGUGCUGUAAUGUCUGGGGACGUCUCCUUGAUUCUUUCAUACCACUCCUCACAUUUAUUUGUUUUACCAUCCGCAUUCGUAUACCAAACCUUGAACUUCUUUUCUAAAACUGUGGUCUAGGGAGAACGUUGGUGUUGGGUGAGCGGGAGACCUGGCGGAGAACUACGGGGGGUUGUUGUGGGGGUGGAGUUUGUGAUGAGAGGGGUGGGGGCAGCGGGUACAGUGUGUGGAUAUUGGGUUAGAUUGUUUGGUUGCAUUGGGGUUGUCGUGGUUGAGAUCCUUCUGUAGGUGGUUCUGAGGGAAGUUGUAUCUGCUCUUCCUCCUGUGCCUGGGUUCUCGUGUGUGUGUGUGUGUGUGUGUGUGUGUGUGUGUGUGUGUAUAGGAGGUCCCCAUAUAAGAUUUCACAUUUUAAUUCAUCGUUAUAGCAAUGAUGAGUGAUGGUAACUCACCUCAUUAGUGAGAUAGAAAAACGAGAAUUUCAUUAUAUCCAGACUGCUAAAUGGAGAAAAUGUGAGCACAUUCCUAUCAGGAAAAAUAUACGUAGACCCUCGAGCUAUGGCCUGUCUCAGAGUGGGAGACCUUCAUGACGUUGACUAGUACCGUAAUGAAGCUCUCUUGUAUUUUUUUUGACAAGACCCCAGAGGAAAAGAAGGAUAGGGUAGCUGAAAAUAAUCUCUAUUUUAGGUCUGGAUCACAGGACAAAAAUGAAGGCUUUGAAAUAAAAGAUAUCCAGAGAGAUAGUUGAGAUCGGUCAGGGUCUGGUGAAAAUAGUGCGAGGGCCGUGUGUGAGGUGUACUCUGGUGCAAUCUCAGGAUGGAUAUUUGUACUGAAUAACUUUCAGCAUGUGUGUGCGGGAUUCACUUGCAGCUCUUCAGUGUAUAGACACUUGAGGCGCACAUCAACCAAAUAACUGCUGCAUCAUAUGGACGCUUAGCUAACCUAAGAAUAGCAUUCUGACAUAUCAGUAAGGAAUCGUUCAGAACUCUAUACACCGUGUACGUCAGGCCCAUAUUAGAAUAUGCAGCUCCAGUUUGGAAUCUACACCUGGCCAAGCUCAUCAGGAAAUUAGAGAAAAUGCAAAGGUUUGCAACGAGACUAGGACAGGAGCUAAGGGGCAUGUCCUACGAGGAGAGGUUAAGGAAAAUCAACCUGACAACACUGGAGGGCAGGAGGGAUGGGGAGGGACAUGAUAAUGAUAUUCAAAAUCCAGAGAGGAAUCGAUAAGGCGGACAAAGACAGGAUGUUCCAGAGAUGGGACAAAGCAACAAGGGGUCACAGUUGGAAAUUGAAGACUCAGAUGAGUCACAGGGAUGUUAAGAAGUAUUUCUUCAGUCAGAGAGUUGUCAGAAAGUGGAAUAGUCUGGAAAGUGAUGUAGUGGAAGCAGGAUCCAUACAUAGUUUUGAGAAAGGUAUGAUAAAGCUCACGGAGCAGGGAGUGUGUGACCUAGUAGUAACCAGUGAAGAGGGGCCAGGAGCUAUGAUUCGACCCCUGCAACCACAAUUAGGCGAGUACAGUGUAUGAGUUUUUUAAAGCUGACUUCCAAUUUAUACAGAGCUCCUUUUUCCUCGGUUAUAAGCUGUAAUAAUUGUUAGUGCUGAAAUGAUUGUUAAAAUCAUUAUCUUAGGUUGGUUUUAUAAUUAUUUUGUACAUAAUUUUAAUAAUAAAAAACAAAUAACCCGCACUUAGAGGAAAUCUUAUGAAGACGUUUGGGUCCUACUUGAACUGUUGACAAAUUAAACUGAACGAGGAGGAAAAAGACCAGAAUACAUACGAGAGGGGGGGGGGAGAGGGGAGAGAAGGAAAUGGUAUUAGUAUUGACAGUAGUAGUGCUGGUGGAGGUCAUAGAAUAGCAGGAUUAUUAGCAGUAGUAAAGGUAACAGCAGUGAAAAUAGUAAUGAUAUAAUGUUCCAGCCAUUGUAUCAUGACGUUUUAUUCUUUACGGACCCCGCAGGUAAGCGUCUCAUUCUUUCCAGUUUUGAUUUUUUCUUUCAUUACUCUUAUUGUUUCCAGAUAUUGUAAGAACCAACUUCGCUUUUUACGUGACUAUCUUGCUGAAGAUGUUUUGCUCCCUUCCUCCCAUUUCCUCAAAUUCAGCACCUUGGGCACUCCAUUUCCUGAUGAUGCUUCGACACCUCAUGCUUUCUAUUAAGUCUCAAGUUAAUGCCUUCUUCACCCUCCAUCAACGCCAACGUGCUCUCUUCUCUCUCCCACAUGAUCUCUGUAACCUUUUCACAAUCAUUAUUCUCGACACUGCUCGCUUUAAUUCGGAAAUUCACUUUAAUAAACUACACAAACUUCAUCGUGUCAUCUCCAACAGCCUUGGUCCAAAAUCUCCCUCACUGACUUACUAGUUUGUCUUCCGUCACACUCUCCCAACAUCAGCUUCAACUUCUCAGUUUUGGACUUUUCGUUGCCACUUCAUCUACUCGCUCUGUCACUGACCGAUUAACUCCUUUGAUUCCUCUCACCAGUCUCUCAAAAUGUUCUUGACCUGUCUAUUAUUCAUGGUGCUCUCAUUCCUGCCCUUGAUGGCCUGUUUUCUGAGAAUUACCAUCUUCCUCGUCGCUAUUAACCUACUCUUACUCUCUUAAAUAUGCUACAAAUUUUGUUAUCGUUCCCUUUGAUAUAUGCAAUUCUGAUUCACGCAUCUACAUUACUCUUGUUACCCACCCUCUUAAUCUCACCAAGAGAACUUUUAUCCUUAAACUUAACUUUCGAGACUCUCUAAUCUCUGUCCUAACUUUGAUCUUGUUCAGCGAUUCCUCAUUAUCUGUCCCUCUCUGCAUUAUUUCUAUAGUCUUCUUGAAACUCAUGCACCUGGUAUACCUACGGCCCAUCAUUUUCUCCAGAGGUUUUGUCUCUUAUCCUCUUGCUUUUUGGCUGGGUAAAACUCUCGCUCCUUUUCUUCAUUCUUUUUUCUCUUCUUGCUCACCACCGACACUCUUAAACGUGUUAGGCUGCAUUCGACCUGUAAGAUGCUAAGUUCCUCUUCAAUAAUUUCUCUUUAUCUCAGUUUUCUCAAAGUGAAGGUCAGUAAAGGGCUACUUUGUCUCCUUGUGCAUACUGAUGUCUUUCUUGAUCUUAUUCGCCCUAGUGUGAACUCGUCUCUCUCUCUUUUCAAGGUAAAUUUUAUUCUCAAACUUUUGUUGUUGCUAUGGGUUCUACUCUAUCCUCUGUUCAUGCUAAUCUUCAUAUGAAGUAUUUCAAAGCUGUUCUACAUCCUGCUGUUGGGAAACACCUCUCUCCCUGGCUUCGUUAUGUAGACGAUAUCUUUGCUCUUUGGUCAGAUAACUCUAGUCUCUUCCAACCUUUUCCCUAUGCAUCGAACAAUCUUGCUCCUUCAGUCAUGUUUAAUGCUGAAAGAGAAUCUAACACUUUUCUUCCUUUCCUUGAUAUGCAUGUCCAUCGCUCGGCGAUAGGUUUUCCGUUUUGUCAUUUAUCGCAGUGGCAUAUACAUUCAAUGCUUUUUCUUACCAUGUUAUCUCUGUCAAGAAGUGUUCUUGUUUCUCCCUUUCUCCGUGGCCUCCGCUCCUGUGAUCCUCAAUAUCUCAGAUCUUUGUAGCUUGUUCUGUGACCUUGUUUAUCCUCAUUUCAUAAACUCUGCCUACUCCAUUCUCUUGUGAAAUCUCCUUGUCUUAACCUUCCCUAUAUUUCCAGUCUCCAAUAUCUUAGUAGCCCCCUUUGUCUUUUACUUUUCGCCAAACUAAUAUCCUUCGUAGUAAUCUAGUUUCUUUCCUGCCAUUGAUGAUUUCAGUGUCUGCUACAUUUUCUGCUCUUCUUGUCCUCCCAGUAUUUUGGUUAAGCUGCCCACUCUCUUACUGACAGAUACAAAGAGCACAAAAGAAGUGUUGGACUUAGACACUGUUUUUUCUGUCACGUUGGAGAUUAGUCAUACUAUUACCUAACACUUCGCCAAAACUGUUUACCCUUCAUUUAACCUUUACAGAUGCCAUCUUGUAGAAGCAUCUCUUAUUUACAACAUUCCUAGUAUGAACCUUAGUCCUGGCUUUGUCUUUGUAGAUGCCUUCCUCUCUCAUAACAUUACUGAAUGCUCUAAACUUCAGAACACUCGUGACUACUUUAUCAUCUCCUCUUCUUACCUCUUCGCCUUUCCCAUAUUUUUAUUGUUUUUGUUGCUUUCUGCUUUGAUGGGUUAUGUCCUAAGUUUUUUUUUUUUUCUCCUCAGUUAGGUUUUUGCCCUGGUCAAUAUCUCUCCUACAGUGCUCCUCUGUUCUCUUGGCCCUCUAUCACCGCUACUAUUACUGCUAUCUCUUCUUUACUACUACACUCUGCCAUUAUUUGUCCUUAGGUUUUCACUACUACUACUAUUUCUGCUAAUUUCUUAUUUCUUCCUCUGCAACUGCUACACUACUACUACUUACAUCGCUAUUUACUACUACCAAUGCUACUACUACUACUGCUAUUUACUGUUACUACUUCUACUACCACCACUAAUACCACCUGGUUUCUCCUUCCAUUCUUUCUUCGGUCUUUACCUUUUUUCUCGCUUUGUUGUGACUACAACUAGAUCUUUCACUAUCACUUCAUUCUUUUACCACCACUACUACUAUUGUUACUACCUCAUCACUACUACCACCACUACUACUACUACCACCUUUCUGUUCUCUCCCCACCACUUCUCGUAUAUAUUUCGGCCUUCGCUUCUCGCUUCAGUGUGACUUAUCAGUGGUUCAAGUCGGACCAAAAUGUCGUCAUAGAUUUUAGUUUCGUAAGUGCCGGUUAUUGGUAUAGUGUUCCAGCCACGGUAUAAUGAGUUUUUAGUCUUCAUAACAUUAAUAUUCUGUGUUGUAUCAUUAAAGUAAAGAAAAAAAAUUUCCGCUACAUAAUGUCUACUUAACCCUGGAAUAUAUGUUUUAUCCUUCCUUUAUUUUCUUUAUCCUCUGUUGUGCGGCCAGAAGCAACAGCCUGGUUGAUCAGACCCUGAUCCACCGCGAGGCCUGGUCAUGGACCGGGCUGCGGGGGAAUUGACCCCAAAGCCCCCUCCAGGUAUCCAUGAUUUCAUAGUUAAAGGAAGGAGUUCAGUGCCUUGAUGCUAGUAAUGGUAUGGAUAAUUAGAACCUUCAGAACUAGGGAUGCCAAGCCAAUGAUGAUUCUCUUCAAAUCACUUAUUCUCUCUAGGAUGGAGUACAGUAAUGGCCCCUUUCAAGGUAGGCAAAACUGCUGACCUGGAGAAUAUACAGAGAACUUUCACUGCACACGCAAGUACAAUAAAGCACCUAAAGUACUGGGAACGGUUGAAAUCCCUUGACUUGUACUCCUUGGAAUGCAGGCGAGAAAGACGCAUGAUAAUAUAAUCGUGGAGGAGCGUUAAACCCAUUGGAUUAUACAGUGCCUGUAGGGGUGGGGGGAUGGAAGGUAUUCAGGGAACUGGAACACAGACCCAAUUCCAUGGAUCAAGAGCCCCUUACCAGCAUCAAGGACCUCCCUUGAGGAGCAUAUGAUAAUAUACACUUAAAAAAAAUCCUAGAGGGACUAGUCCCAAAUCUGCACAUGGAAAUCACUCCCUACGAAAGCUAACCUCUUCAAUGAAGGGGGGCUCCUUGGCGUGGUGAAGAGGCUCUUGGUCUGAGGAAUUAGACUUGUCGGUCUCCUUCCUCAGACCGAACCUAAUUACCCCCCAAUCCCCCCUUCCCUAUCCCUUCCUCCUCCUCCUCCCCACCCCUCCCUUUUGCCCUUCCUCUUUUUGGCCUUUGGGAUUUUUCCCACAGGCACACUAGUUCAUAGGGGGAAGGGUACCAGGGUCCAUCCCAUUCCAUUGAGGUUCUUGGUGGUGGCGUAGUUUGCCGUGGGAUCUGGAUCACCUGGGGAUGUCCCGAUCCCUCUCCGGUAUCCCGGAGGAUGGCUAUGGGUGUCUUUCAGGCGACGGGUGUAUCUCUGGAAGCCACCUUUCGGAUUCCGGAGGUGGUGGCCGAAGGAGGUAUGCUUUGUGGUGGAUAUCUGGCUGCCCUCUCUUUUGUCCACUGAGGUAGCUCAGCAGAUGUGAGGUUGCUAUCCCGGAUUGCUGGUUUACUGGCAUGAAGAGUAGGGUAUGGCACGGGUUCCAUGCUGCAUCUGCGCUACUUGAGGUGCUGAGGUCCUCUUGGGCGCGGAGGGAGAUUUCUGGCCCUUUCAUUCCUCCUAGGAACUAUCCCUCCCCGGUCCCCCCCUUUUUUUUAUUUUCUUUUUUUGUUUUUAAGAAAAAAAAAGAAAAGUAACCUAACCAUGGAGUCCCAAAUCCAUGACCCCGCUACCCCCGGGCCCCUUAUUGUUACCACACCCUGUUCUGACCUUGCCUCGUCUUUUGGCCACUCCUAAAGGCCCCUGUAUCUCUUGCUGGUGCUGUUUCCUCACCCGCUUCAGGUGCCGGGGUUUCAACUGACUCCUUUGAUUUGUCUGACCUCCGCUUUCCUUUGACUAUGCUUCCAGCCUCUCCCUCUAUGGUGUGGCAAUUUUCAAAUCGCCAGCCCGUCCCAUGUUGGACCGACUCUGGUCCCACUUCUAAACGCCAACGACAAUCUCCUGAUGAUGUUACUUCAUUACCUUCCCAUUCUACUUGGAAAAGACCAACAUGUCACGCACUCCCUCUCCACACAGUUUUGGACCACACAAUGGACUAAAUACUUUAAGACUGACUUCUUCUACUGCCUAUCUUUCCGACCAUAGUAUUGGCAAAAGAGCUCCUACGCCACGUUGGUAGAGAUAUUUCCUUUCAUGCCCUUAAGAGUGGUACAUGCAUCAUCACAGUCCAGAAUUCUACCCAAGCUCAUGAUCUUUCUCUUUCACAUAUCGAUACUAUUCCUAUCACUAAUGAGAAACAUCAUUCCCUCAAUUCUUGUAGUGGUACUGUUAUUCUGCCCCAUACCAUAGUCCAACAGAAUUUCCAGACAUGUGGCAAUGACAUUCUCGAACAGCUGGAACUCCAAGAUCUCCCAAUUCUCACGGUAGACACUUAUGAUCUUCCUGCCCGCAGGCGAAGACGAUACCCUUGCAAUGUGGCUCAUUUAACUUUUGACAGCCAUGAACUCCCAUCCUCUGUUUAUGUAGCAGGACAUAGGUUACAAGUUCGGAAGGUGAUCCCUACACCACAACAGUGUAGGAAUUGCUGGUGAUUUGGCCACCCAGCAAAAUAUUGCAGAUCUAUAGCCGAAUGCCCAGUCUAUGGUGCCGAUGACCAUUCUAAUACGUCUUGCAGUCGAACUCCCUCUUGCCUUAAUUGUCAUGAGGCUCACCCUUUGUACUCUCGCCCUUGCCAGGUCUACUUAAAUGAGCGGGAAAUUCGUCGCCUCAAAGAGGCAGAAGGUCUCCCUUAUGCCAUGGCAGUUUCUCAUCUCUGCCUCCAAGGGAAACUACCCCGUGUUUCUUAUUCUCCUGUUUCAAAACGCCCCCCCCCCAUCUUCUGCAACCUCCUCUGCGGUUGCCAGUCCCAUAGUCACUCCUGUAUCUAAUUCUUUUGCUGUCCUGGGCUCAGACGUCCCUACUUCAACACCUCAGUCCAUCCUCACUUCUUCAUGUUCUCCCUCACAAACCCUGGUAUCCACAAGACCUCAUACGACACCUUCUCCCAAUCGUCUCUCUACUUCUCAGAGGUCCAAAAAAUCUCCUUUAACCCCUCCUUCCCUUCAUCCACCUCCACAUUUUACCUUCCUGGUCUCUGUACCUAGGUCUUCCCCUUUCACUGGCUCUGUUACAAGUGUGGAGGUUCAUCCUCCUCCUUGUACUGUGCCUUCCUCCCCUGUCCCCUCCCAAGUUUCUUCCUCUUCUGCCACCUCGCAGGUUUCUGCCUCUUCUGUCCCCUCCCACACUUCUUCAGUUCCCUCCACCCUUUUGCCCCCCCCCCACCUUGAUACAGUCCAUUACAGUUCUGAUCUUUACUCAAACUCCUCCUCCUUCCAUCUCCAAUAUUGUCUCUCAUACGACGUCUCUGAACUCCGAAACACUUGAAGCAAUCUCUGAAUAUAUUGCAGAGACCAAACCAUCAAUGGACACUGAUCCACCCUCUGUUCCUUCUCUUUCCUCUUCUCCACCUGCGCAACUCCUUUCUUCACAGUGCACCGUUCCUUCGCUGCUUGAACGUUUUCCUUUGCCACCGCAUGUGGACUUUUCUAACCCCUCUAGUACGUAGGUACCCUUACCUGCGGAUUUCAGGUAUCUUUAUCAUUGCCAAUUAUGGUCUAUUUACAGUGGAAUAUAUGUGGCCUCAGGAGUAAUUGGGGUGAGCUUCAGUUGUUGCUCUCCCAGUUUUCCCCUGUUGGUGUUUGCUUACAGGAACCAAAAUUACACUGUUAUCUAUCCCAUCUCAGGCUAUAAUUUAUUGUAUUCUUCAGAUCCUUUUCCUGAUGGGACCUUUAAUGAAAGUGCCCUUCUUCUAUGCAUUGAUAUUCCAUACCAUCAGCUAUUUGUUCGUACUUCGCUGCAUUACACAGCAGCCCGUAUCCACUUGCAUAGGUGGUAUACACUGUUCUUUGUAUCUCUCUCCUCCUCGGGCAUUAUCUAUCCCGGAUAUUGCCUUUCUUGUUUCGUCAUUACCGCCACCACUUCUGUUACUUGGCGAUUUUAAUGCCCAUCAUUUCCUCGGGGGGGGGGGGGGGGAGGGAAUCUCACUGUGAUUCCCGUGGCAUUCAGUUAGAGGCUUUUCCUGCUGCCCGCCCCCUCCAUGUUCUAAAUACAGGUACUCAAACCCAUUUUGAUCCUCGGACUCAUACUCUCUCUUCCAUCGAUCUUUCAGUCUGCUCUUCCUCCGCCGCAUUAGACUUCACCUGGUGUGUUCUCCCGGAUUUACAUGACAGCGAUCAUUUCCCAAUCAUUCUUACUUCCCCUUCACAUUCGCCACCUCUUCGUAACCCACGCUGGCAAUUUGAUCAGGCAAAUUGGAACCUUUACUCAUGACUAACUAUUUUGAGUGAGGUUUCUUCUUCAUCCUCCAUUGAUGAGCUUUUAUACCUCUUCUCGUCCUCCGUUUUAACCACAGCUUCUCAUUCUAUACCCCAAAUUCCCUUGUGGCUUAGCGCUUCUUUUUGAUUAUAAUAAUAUACCCCAAACUUCGGGCAGGCAUUCUCAGAAAUGCAUGCCUUGGUGGUCUCCUGCGUACAAUAGAACCACGGAGAGACUACUAUAACCCUUAAACGGUCCAAACGUAUAUAUACGUUCACGCGCGUAGCGCCCCAAACGUAUAUAUACGUUUUCUUUGUCAUUCAUUCAACGUUGCCACAAUAAGCCUGAGUCACCUAGACAUGAGAGAAUGGGUGUGUGCACUCACUGUGUGCCAUAUUAAAAUAAUUGGGGAUAUCUGGGUACCAUAUGCUCUUUUUUCCUUUUAAAAGAAAAGAUUUUUUUUUUCCUCAAAAAAUUUGGGGUGCUACGCGAGUGAACGUAUAUAUACGUUUGGACCAAUUAAGGGUUAAGCGGAAGCGUGCGAUCGCUCACCGUGACACUAAACGCACUUGCUGGCAAGAUUGUCUCCACCAUCACCUCUGCUUUCUCUGAGUGCAGUCUGGAAAAUAGUACGAAAACUGAGUGGUAAAUAUUCUCCUGACCCGGCUCCUGUUCUGCGGGUUGCUGGUGUUGAUAUAGCAAACCCACUGGAUGUUGCCAAUGAAAUUGGCAAUCAUCUGGUCCGUAUUUCUCAGGGGCUCCAUCUCUGCCCCUCGUUUCUUUCCUCAAAGUCUGCCAGAGAGUUAGCACCCUUGGACUUUUCUUCUCUCAGAGAAGAACAGUAUGUGCCUUUUACACUUCAGGAACUGGAGGCAACACACUCAGCUUGCCGCCGAUCAUUGGCAGCUGGGCCCGACGACAUUCAUAUUCGUAUGCUACAACAUUUACAUCAGUCAGCCCUAGCAGUCCUAUUAUGCCUUUUCAAUCUUAUUUGGUCACAAGGAGUUCUUCCACAGCUGUGGAAAUCUGCCAUUCCUCUCCCUUUCCACAAACCGGGCACUACAGGACAUGAAACCUCCCACUAUCGUCCCAUUGCUCUUACCAGUGCAGUUUGCAGUGAUGGAACGCUUGGUAAAUAGACGUUUAGUGUGGUAUUUAGAGACAACAGUCUCUCCACUCGUCAAUACGGCUUUCGUAAGGGCCGUUCUACCAUAGACCCCUUACUAUGCUUGGAUACGUAUGUUUGUAAUGCCUUUGCAAAUAACCACUCAGUUAUUGCCAUGUUUUUUGACCUUGAGAAGGCAUAUGACACAACUUGGAGGUAUGAUAUUUUGGCCCAAGCCCACUCCUUAGGCCUUCGAGGCAAUCUACCAUCCUUCCUUAAGAACUUUUUAACUGACAGACAUUUCUGUGUUCGGGUUAAUAAUGUGCUCUCCCCCUACUUUAUCCAAGCCGAAGGUGUCCCCUAGGGAUGUGUUCUGAGCACAACACUUUCUCCUUGCUAUAAAUGAUUUGGCCUCUAGUCUUCCAUCCAAUAUUUGAUCAUCACUCUAUGUUGAUGACUUCGCUAUUGCCUGUGCAGGCGCUGACUGUCACCUCAUUACAGUUUCUCUCCAGCAUGCUGUUGACCGUGUUUCCAAUGGGGCCACCACACAUGGGUUUAAAUUUUCCAGUACCAAAACUCGCCAAAUUACUUUCACUAGAUGCUCUGUCGUCUCCGAUCAUCCUUUGUACCUCUAUGGCUCCCGUAUCCCUGAACAUGAUAGUCACAUUUCAAGGCCUCCUCUUUGACCGUAGGUUAUCCUGGAAACCUCACAUUACCUCUCUGAAGGCAACUUGUCACAGCCAGCUGAACCUUCUUAAAACACUUGCUCAUAUUUCACGGGGAGCUGAUUGUCGAACUCUCCUUUGCCUACAUUCCGCCCUCAUUUUAUCGAAACUUGAUUAUGGUGACCAGAUCUAUUCAGCGGCCUCUCCUGCUACUCUCUCUAGCCUUAACCCCAUUCAUCACCAAGGAUUACAUUUAUACCUUGGUGCUUUUCACUCUUUCCCUGUUGAGAGCCUCUAUGCAGAAGUGAACGUUCCAUCCUUAUCCGAUCGCCGUGAUGCCCAUUGCCUUCACUAUGUACGCUCUCAUGAUCUCCGCAAUCCUUCCAUUUAUAGAAUGGUCACCAAUAUUAGUAGACAUUAUUUGUUUGCCGCCCCUGUUUGCUCCGUCCCUUCUCCCUUCGCCUACAUUCGCUCUUGUCUUCUCUUCAGUUACCACCUUUCUAUGUUCAUGUAGCAUCUCACUUUUCCCUACCCCACUGGGAAGUUCCAGCUGUUUGAGUCUGUUCUUUCUCACUCCCUUGCUCGAAAACCCAACUGUCUACAGUAGCUUCCUGCUCUUUUUCUUGACCACUUCCACUCAUUCUCAUGCCAUUGCAGUGUACACAGAUGGCUCUAAGUCUUCUGACGGCAUAGGAUUCGCAGCAGUGUUUCUGGACAGCGUCGUACAAGGGCAUUUACUAUCUUUGGCUAGUAUUUUUACUGCUGAAUUGUAUGCCAUCCUUGCAGCACUUAUCCGUAUUGCAUCUAUGCCUGUGUCAUCAUUUGUGGUUGUCUCAGACUCCCUUAGUGCUUUACAAGCUAUACAGAAAUUUGAUACACCUCACCCCUUAGUCCUCCAUAUCCAACUUUGGCUACGCCGCAUCUUUACCAAGCAUAAAGAUAUUGUUUUUUGUUGGGUCCCUGGUCAUGUUGACAUACAGGGCAAUGAACAGGCAGACACUGCUGCACGGUCAGCAGCACAUUACCUACCAGUUUCAUAUAGAGGUAUUCCAUUUACGGACUAUUUUGCUGCAAUAUCUUCUCACCUGUUGGCAACAACGUUGGUCUACUAUGCUCGGUAACAAACUUCAAUCCAUUAAACCGAGUAUAGGUUACUGGCCGUCUUCUUAUCACCAGUGUCGAGGUUGGGAGACUACUCUCUCCCGUCUUCGCAUUGGCCAUACUCGUCUUACUUGUGGAUAUCUCAUGGAGAGGUGCCCUGUUCCUCUCUGUGAGAAUUGCCAGGCUCCAUUAUCAGUCAGCCACAUUCUGUUGGACUGCUCACUUUAUCAACGAGCACAUAGAAUUUACCUCCGUCGUCAUCUUCGCUCCACUGCUCUCUUUACCUUCCUUUCUCGCUGAUGGACCCACCUUUCAUCCGGACACUCUCAUUGACUUUUUGACAACUGACUUCACAAAUUCUGAUACCUUCAGCCCUUUCUACUUCAAUCUCUUGCUACCCUCUACUCCCGUACUAUCCCCUGCCCCGCUGUUUUCUGUAACCUACUGAUCAUCCCUUCUGCCGCCCAAUACCCUCGCUUCCUUCCCUAUCCUGCAGCGCUGUACAGCCCUUGUGGCUUAGUGCUUCUUUUUUAUUAUAAUAAUUUGCUGCAAUAGCUACCCACCUUCACACCCGUUGGUCUACUGUGCUCGGUAACAAACUUCAAUCUAUUAAACCGAGUAUAGGUUACUGGCAACCUUCUUAUCACCAGUGUCGAGGUUGGGAGACUACUCUCUCCCGUCUUCGCAUUGGCCAUAAUCGUCUUGCUCGUGGAUAUCUCAUGGAGAGGCGCCCUGCUCCUCUGUGAGAAUUGUCAGGUUCCAUUAUCGGUCAGCCACAUUCUGUUAGACUGCCCACUUUAUCAACGAGCAUGCAGAAUUUACCUCCGACGUUGUCUUCGCUCCGCUGCUCUCUCUUUAGCUUCCCUUCUUGCUGAUGGACCCACCUUUCAUCCAGACACUCUCAUUGACUUUUUGACAACAACUGACUUCACAAACUCUGAUGAUGAUACCUUUAGCGCUCCCCUCAGCCCUACCUCGAUCUCUUGCUACCCUCUGCCCCCGCACUAUCCCCUGCCCCGCUGUUUUCUGUAACCUACUGAUCAUCCCUCCCCCAUUCUGCUGCCCAAUACCCUCGCUUCCUUCCCUACCCUGCAGCGCUGUAUAGCCCUUGUGGCUUAGCGCUUCUUUUUGAUUAUAAUACGAAAGCUAGACUCGGCGCAACAUCCUUCCCCUCCAGUGAAAGCAGGGAUGCCAUGAGUAUGCUAAGAGACAAAAGUAAUACUGUUGACACAGUGUCAUCGGCACAAUAUUGUUCAACUGCCUCCCAUCACAUGUUAGGGGGAUUACCAAUAGACUCCUGGUUGUCUUCAAGAGGGAGCUGGACAGGCACCUGAAGUCAGUACCUGACCACUCAGGCUGUGGUUCAUACAUCGGGUUUCAUGCGGCCAGCAGUAACAGCCUGUUUGAUCGGGCCCUGAUCUACAAUGAAGCCUGGUCAUGAACCACACUCAAGGAAGGUUCCUUGAUGCUGGUGAGGGACUCUUGAUCUUGGUAAUUGGAUCUGUGCUCCAGUUCCCUGAAUACCUUCCAUCCCUCCCACAGGUGCUGUAUAAUCCUACGGGUUUAGCGCUUCCCCCCCCUCAAGGAAGGUUCCUUGAUGUUGGUGAGGGGCUCUUGAUUUAGGGAAUUGGAUCUGUGCUCCAGUUCCCCGAAUUAAGCCUGAAUGCCUUCCACAUCCCCCCCCCCAGGCGCUGUAUAAUCCUCCGGGUUUAGCGCUUCCCCCUUGAUUAUAAUAAUAAUAAUUAGCGCUUCCCCCUUGAUUAUAAAAAUAAAGGUCAUGAACCGAGGAGUGGGGGCACUGACCCCCGAAACACUCCAGGUAUCAUAUUUCCAUUCAGUACUUAAGGUAAUCGAUUUGUGGUCUCUUGGGCCAAGUUCUUUUGUAAUCUCUGAAUUAUUAACAAGAGUAUCCUUGUUAGCCAGAACAAAAUUAAGCAAGUUAUUUUCCCCCUUGGUUAUUUCACAAAUUGAUUUAAAAAACAAUCUUGAAUUACCUCUAGGAAGUCAUUUGACUCGAGAUUCCCAGUUAAGGAAUUCCAAACAAUUUGAUUAUAAUCUCUCAUAUACUUCAAUGACAUCUCCCCCUCAUGAAAAAAAAAAAAAGCUCUUUGGGCGGGGAUUGAACUCGUGGCGAGCGAGUCAUUAUUAUAAUCAUGGAGCGCGAAACCAGCAGGAUUAUACAGCGCAUGUAGGGGGGGAAUGGAAGUUACUCAGGCUCAAUUCAAGAAACUGGAGCACAGGUCCAAGAGCCCUUCACCAGCAUCAAGGAACCUCCCUUGAGGGGGAGAGUCGUAAAACUCCAGGCCAGUAAGUAAGCCACUGGGCAAGCUGUUUUAAGACUCACGAAUUCAGUCCCCGCCAGUGGUAUGAUUUUUUUUAUAUCACGUCAUUGCGAUUUCGUGAGUCAUCUCCCCUCAUCCUACGUCUCUCGAGAAAGUGAAGGUUCAAGGUUCUCAUUUCAUCCUUGUCGUGGGGAGUUCGUGAGGAGAUAUUGGAGUAAGAAAUACACACGAGAGUCUUGUGGAGAAGCCCAGUCUAUACCUAGCAGGAAACUGACCACGAGGCCUCUGGCCGACCGUUCACGUGUGAGGAUCUUGUCACAGCUAGCAGGGGAGCCUAUCUAUAAUGUAGCUGGGAUUAUCUAAGUACUGUACACAGUAACGUUACCGACAUCCUCAUAUGAUUCCUUAUACUGUGGAUUCAUAGUCAUGCUUCUCUGUAUGUUCUCCAAUACAUUUAUAUCCAUUCUAUAUCCGUAAACUACUAAUCAUCCCUCUCCCUUUUGCCACCUGAUACCCUCGCUUCCUUCCCUGCCCCCGCAGCACUGUAUAACCCUUGUGGUUUAGCGUUUCUUUUUUUAUAAUAAUAUAUCCAUUCUAUAGUAUGGCAACCAAAACUGAGCUGCAUAAUCUAAGUGAGGCCUUAUUAGUGAUACAUAGAACUGUAAAACAACUUUUGGACUAGUUACUUUCACUUCUCGAUACGAAAGCAAGACUCGGCGGAAGAUGCAACAUUCUUCCAUGAAAAGCAGGGGCGCCACAAGUACACCAAGAGACAACACAAAAAGUGUCAGGAGCCCAAGACUGUUCAACUGCCUCCCAGCAUAUGUAAGGGGAUUACCAAUAGACCCUUGGCUGUCUUCAAGGAGCUGGGCAGGCACCUAAAGUCAGUACCUGAUCAGCCGGGCUAUGGUUCUUACGUCGGUUUACCGUCCCUUUUCACUUCGCCUACAUUCACUCGUCUUCCCUUCAGUUGCCACCUUUCUUUGUUCAUGUAGCAUCUCACUUUUCCCUGCCCACCUGGGAAGUUCCAGCUGUUCGAGUUUGUUCUUUCUCACUCCCUUGCUCAAAAGCCCAACUACCUACGGUAGCUUCCCGCUCUCUUUUUCUUGACUACUUCCAUUCUCAUUCUCAUGCCAUUGCAGUGUACACAGAUGGCUGUAAGUCUUUUGAUGGUGUCGGAUUCGUAGCAAUGUUUCCGGACAGUGUCGUGCGAGGGCAUUUACUGACUUCGGCUAGCAUUUUUACUGUUGAAUUGUAUGCCAUUCUUGCAGCACUUAUCCGUAUUGCAUCUUUGCCUGUGUCAUCAUUUGUGGUUGUCUCAGACUCCCUUAGUGCUUUACAGGCUAUACAAAAAUUUGAUACACCUCACCCUCUAGUUCUCUGUAUCCAAAUAUAAGAUAUUAUUUUUUGUUGGGUCCCUGGUCAUGUUGACAUACAGGGCAAUGAACAGGCAGACACUGCUGCACGGUCAGCAGUGCAUGACCUUCCAGUUUCAUAUAGAGGUGUUCCAUUCAUGGACUAUUUUGCUGUUAUAGCUACCCACCUUCAUACCUGUUGGCAACAACGUUGGUCUGCUCUGCUUAAUAACAAACUUCGUUCUAUUAAACCGAGUAUAGGUUACUGGCCGUCUUCUUGUCAUCAGUGUCGAGGUUGGGAGACUACUCUCUCCCGCCUUUGCAUUGGCCACACUAGUCUUACUCAUGGGUAUCUCGUGGAGAGGCGCCUUGCUCCUCUCUUUGAGAAUUGUCAGGUUCCAGUAUCAGUCAGCCACAUUCUGUUAGACUGCCCAAUCUAUCAACGAGCAUACAGAAUUUACCUCCGUCGUCUUCGUUCUGUGGAGUGGUGCAAUACCAAUGGCUUUUAAUGACUGUAGGAUGACUCCAGUGUCUAGGCUUCUUCACAGAAUAUUUAAAGCAUGUAAUAAGGGUUUCUUGCAGUUCUCAAUAUCUAGUUCCCAGAGUCAGACUGGGGCAGAGAGCACGAGGUAUAACGGCUUCUUUGAAGUCAUGAAGGGUUCGAAUCGUAUCAGACUAGGGACGUGUCUGCAUUAUUAUAAUCAUGGGGGAGUGCUAAACCCGUAGGAUUAUAUCGCACGUUGGGGGGGUGGAAGGUAUUCAGGGAACCGGAGCACAGAUCCAAUUCCCUAGAUCAAGAGCCCUUCACAAGCGUCAAGGAACCUCCCUCGAGGGAAGGAUGUCAAACAUACGAACCACAGCCUGGCUGACUGGGUACUAACUUUAGGUAUCAGUCCAGUUCCCUUUUGAAGGCAGCCAGGGAUCUACUGGUAAUUUCCUUUAUGCAUGGUGGGAGGCUAUUGAACAGCCUUGGGCCCCAGACACUUAUAUUUUAUCUUUAGUGUACUCAUUUCGCCCCUACUUCUCAUUGGGGGGUACGUUGCACCAUCUUGCUUUUGUAGGCAAUGAUUGAUAUGUGCAGAUUUGGUACCAGUCACUCUAGGAUUUUCCAGGCGUAGAUUAUUACUCAUCUUGUCUGCAUUCGAAGGAGUACAGAUUGAGACUCUAAAUAUUCUCAGUAAUUAAAGUGCUGACUGAACUUACACAUGCAAUGAAGGUUCUCUAUACCGUUUCUAGAUCUGAAAUUUCACCUACUUUGAAAUGGGCUGUUAAUGAACAGUAGUAUUCCAGCCUAGAGAAAAAGUGAUUUAAAAAGGAUAUCAUUGGCCUGGCAUCACUUGUUUUGAAAGAUAUCAUUUUCCUUGCAGAUGUGAUUGUAACAUUGUUGUGAUUCUUGAAGGUGAAAUCCUCUGAUGUUAACAUUUCCAAAUCCUUCAUAUACUUAAGAUCCAUCUGCCCACCUUUCCAGUUAUUCCUUUUGCAUGCAUUUUGUGUGCUAUUACACCUUGAUUAUACUUGUCGAAGAUUUUUGAGUCUGUGUAUAAUAUCUGCAUUCUGUUUGUCCUUCCGUACAUCCAAGAUAAUGUCAUAGUGGUCCAGUAGAUGCGACAGGAAGAAGCAACCUGCUCUAAACCCAUGCUGCUCUUGAUUGCAGAGCUGUUGGGAAUUCAAGUGGUUGGCGAUCAUAAUUCUUAUAACUCUUUCAAAGAUUUUUAUAAUGUGGGACAUUUGUAUUAUGGUCUAUAAUUCUUUGCUGCCACCUUUAUGGAGCGGGGCUAUAUCAGUUGAUUUUACCAACUGUGGGAUGACACCCAUGUUCAGGCUCCCUCUCCACAGCAUACUUAAGGCACACAAAAAAGGGUUUCUUAGCUCUUGAUGAACACGAGGUUUCACGAGUCUGGGCCUGGGGCAGAGAGCAUGGAAAUGUUGUCAAUGACUUUUUCAAAGUCCAGUGGAAUUAGGAUUAUGUCAGAAACUUGGCAUACAUUGACAGGGUUUCGAGGCUCAUUCAUAAAAAAUUCAUUCAGGUUACCGAUCUUUAGUCUGAUCAAUGGCUCACUAAACAGCAUCAUACUGAAACUUCGCCAUUUCACUUACCUCUUUACUGUCGUCUGCGUAAUUCCCAUCUUGUUUAAGCAAGGGCCUGAUACUGGAUGUUGUUCUUGCCUUCUGUUUGGAAUAUACCGGAAGUAUACCUGGACGGUGCUUCAGAUGUCAACCCCCCAUACCAGGUCUCAUGGUGGCUCAGGAUCUAAUCAUCCAGGCUGUUACUGCCAGCAACACACAAUCCAAUAUACCACCCACAGACUGGCUAGUUGGGUACUGACUAGCUCCCACUUGAAGACAGGGGUCUGUUGGUAAUUCCUCUUAUGAAUACUGGGAGGCACUGUCUUAUCUCUUAGUGUACUCCUGGCAUCCCUGCUUUUCACUGGGGGGAUGUUGCACUGCUUACCGAGUCUCUUGUUUUCGUAGGGAGAGAGGAAAAUAUGACCAUUAAAAUCACCUAAUAAGAGGUGGCGGUAAGGAAGAAACAGAAACGUAAUAAUCUGGAAUAGAUAAUGCUAGAGAAGGAGAAAGAUACAAAGAGCAUAUUGUAUACCACUUGUUCAAGUAGAUGCAGGCUACAGUAUAAUGCAGCAAAGUAUGAACAAAGAUCUGAUGGAAUGGUACACCAGUACGUACAAGAAGUGCAAAUUCAUUAAAAGUUCCAUUGGGAAAAGGAAUGGACGAAUGCAAUAAAAUAUAGCCCAAGACGGGUAAUGAAUAAUUUAGGUUCUUGUAAAGACACAAAUGGGAAAACUGGGAGAGAAACACCUGAAGCUCACCCCAAUUACCCCUGAGGCCUUGAAUAUUUCACUGUCAAUAAGCCAUGAUUUACGAAGAAAAGUAACGCUGGUAACAUGAAGCAGUAGGUGUCUACGGACUAGUAGGCUACAUGAGGAGGUAGCAGAAGACAAGUAAGCAGCGAAGGAUUGGGAUGCUGUGAAGAAAUGAGUAGUGAAGAUGGUUGGGGAAAGUGAGGAUGAGGAGUGAUGGGAGGUGGAUCGGUGUCCAUCAUUGGUUUUGUCUCCUCAAUAUAUUCAGAAAUAGUUUCAAGCAUUUCAGAGGACAAGGAAGUUGCAGAUGCCUCAACAUACGAGAUAGGAGGAGGGUGAGUAAAGAUUGGAGACAUGAUGAAGUUACCAAAGAAGGGGGGAUGAGAGGUUAAUUAGCUUGGGAGGGGACAGGAGAAGAAACUUGGGAGUGAACAGGAAGAAACUUGGGAGGGAACAGGAGAGGAGGAAACUUGGGAGGGAACAGGAGAGGAGGAAACUUGGGAGGGAACAGGAGAGGAGGAAACUUGGGAGGGAACAGGAGAGGAGGGUACUGUACAAGGGAGAGGAUGAACCUUCACACAUUUAACAGACAGUAAGAGGUAAAGAACUAGGCACAGAGACUGGAAAGGAAAAACGUUUGGGAAGGAUAAGUGAAGAUGAUUUGAACUAUGGGGAUGGUUUAGAUAUUGGAGUAGAGAGAUGAAGGGAAGGUGUAGUUGUGGGAGGUCUUGUAGACACAGAAUUUGAAGACUCGAGAACAGUUUGAGGUGAUGAGGUAGGAACAUCAAGAGUCCAGAGCUGCAAAAAGUUAGAAACAGAGGUGACUGUGGGUAUUGUUGUCACCAUAGAGGAGAUUGUGGAAGUAGGUAUUACCAAGGCUGGAGGUAACUUAGUAACUCUUGAAUAAGAAAGUUGUGGAAAUCUCCCUUGGAGACAGAGAUGAGAGACUGCCAUGGCGUAGUGAGACCCUCUUUCUCUUUGAUAGCGGAUUUCUUGUUCUUUUAAGUAAACUUCGCAACGGCGAGAAUAAGCCAGGUGAGCCUCAUACAAUUAAGGCAAGAGGGAGGUAGGAUGCAGGAUGUAUUGGUAUGGUCAGCAGCACCACAAACUGAACAUUCUGCCUUGGACAUGCAAUAUUUUGCUGGGUGGCCGAAGUACCAGCAAUUUCUACACUGCUGUGGUGUAGGGAUUGACUCUCGGACUUGUAAACAGUGUCCUGCAAUACAAAAUAAGGAAAGGAAAGCGUCUCUGCCCAUGGGCAGGUAGUACUUAAGUGUCUACUUUGAGAAUUGGGAGGUCUUGGAGCUCAAGUUGCUCCAGAAUGUCAGCAUCACAUGUCCGGAAAUCAUGCUGCAUAACAGUAUGAGGGAGAAUGAUGGUACCACUGCAAGAAUUGAGAGAAAUGUGUUUUCUAAUCAUUACAGGAAUAUAGUCUAUGGAAGUAAGGAGGGAAAGAUUAUGAGCCUGGACCAACAUGGCACAAGAGUGCCUUGCUGAUACUACGAUCAGAUAGUGGGAGAUGUCAGCCACAGAGUGAAAAACUUAGUCCAUUGUGUACUUUGAAACAUAGUGUGUGAGGGAAGUGUUGUGCUAGUCUUUUCUGGGAAGAGUGAGAGGUAGUCGAAGCAGUGUCAUCUGUUAAUGAUCAUGGUCGUUUAGGUGUGGGACCAGAGGUGGUCUGACCAAAGAUGUGCAGGCGAUCUGAAAAUUGUUGCACAGUAGAGGGUGAUGCCAGAAGCAUAGUCAAAGAUGUACAGAGGUUGGAUGCAUCAAAGGAGUCAGGCAUAAUCCUGGUACCAGGGGCAGGCAACGAAGUGUUACCCACAGAAAGUACAGGGGUGUUAGAAAGAUUCAAAGAAUGGUCUGAUAACAAGGCAGGGUCAGAAAAAGGCACCACAGCAAAGGGUCUGGGAGGAAAAGUAUCACGGACUUGGGACUCCAUGGUUAGAUCAAUGUCACUCGUUUUCCCAAAGAAAAAAAAAAAAGGGAGGGGGGAGGGGGGUUGGAACAAGAGGACCCCAGUAGCACCAAUAGUGCAGAUGCAGCAUGGAACCUGUGCCAUACCCUACCUUUCAUGCCAGUAAACCGACAAUCCAGGACAGCAACCUCACAUCCUCUGAACCACCUCGGUGGACAAAAGAUAGGGUGGUUGGAAACCUGCCACAAGGCAUACCUCCUUCGGCUACCAUCUCCCAAAAACCGACAGGUUGCCUCUAGAGAUACACUCGUCAUCUGAAAGACAUCACAAGCCACCCUCUGAGUCACCAGAGGGAUUGGGAUAUCCCCUGAUGAUCCAAAUUCCACAACAAACUACACCAAAACCACAAAUGGGAUGGACAGCUAUACCCCCCCCCUCAAGGAAGGUUCCUUGAUGUUGGCGAGGGGCUCUUGAUUUAGGGAAUUGGAUCUGUGCUCCAGUUCCCCGAAUUAAGCCUGAAUGCCUUCCACAUCCCCCCCCAGGCGCUGUAUAAUCCUCCGGGUUUAGCGCUUCCCCUUGAUUAUAAUAAUAAUAAUAAUAUACCCGUCCCCCAACCUAGGAGCUAGAAACAUGAGGGGAGGAUUCCAAAGGCCAAGAGGAGGAAAGAAGAGGUGAGGAAGGGAAAAGGAGAGGGGAGAGAAAGGAGAAGGGGAAAGGAGGGAUAGGAAGGAUGGGGGGAUUGGGGGGGUAAUUAGGUUCAGUCGGAGGAAAAAGACCAAAGGAUCCAAUUCUUCAGACCCCAAAGCCUCUUCACCAUGCCAAGGAAACCCCCUUGAAGAGGUAGCAUAGAUGAAACAUUUACCUCUUCAUAAAGGCUCGCAGGUUUCAGCUGAGGAGGAACAAAAAGCACCUAGACACAAACAUAAUUCUUGAUGAUAAAUGGAAUCAAGUACAGCUGGUAGAUGUAGUCAAAUUUAGAUAAGAUGAAAAAUAGUUUGCCUAUCAGCCCCCAAGGAUUUUAAAGGGGUUCAGUUAGCUAUGGCAAGCUGCUUUCAGGAAUUUAUGCAAGGCUUCCAGGAUGGUUGGUAAUCAAACAGAAGGCUGUAUCUCGUUCAUGGAUAUAGCAACGAUACAGGUAUAAUUAAAUAUUAUGGACAACAGGGCAAGAGAGGAUACACAAAGCAUACUAAUGGUAUGUAUCGUGGUACAUCACAAUGUAGUUUGAACACACUCAAAACGCUUAACAUAACUGUCCAAAAGAAAUGUACUUUCAAUAUCUGAAGAAUUAUUGUAGGUUAAAGGUAAAACAUUUAUAUUAAACAUAGCCACAGACAAAAUGUGUGUAUAAUGUACCUUGGCAUCUUGAUACAAAUACACACAAAAGAACUGUGAUUUUUGUUUUUUUAACAAGUCGGCCGUCUCCCACCGAAGCAGGGUGACCUAAAAAAAAAAGAAAGAAAAUCCCCAAAAAGAAAAUACUUUCAUCAUCAUUCAACACUUUCACCUCACUCAUACAUAAUCACUGUGAUAUAAACAUUUAAAGUUCUUCCAAUAGAUUAGGGUGAUCACUAAAGUCAGAAUGCAGUGGUAGAGGCAGACUAACUAGAUAUUGCUGUAUAACGUGUGUGAGUAUCACAACCAUGAAACCGAGAAAGCAGAAGAAGACUGUAACCUUGGUAUUAUUAUUUUGCUGAAAGUUAGACACUUAGUUCAUGAGGCUUGGAAAUUUGGAAAUGGUUUGUUAGGGUCAUUAUUUGGGUCUGACUUUCAAGACGAACAAAUAUUUGAUAAAUUUUCUAUAUCUAUCAAAAAGGAAGGCAGUGUAAGUUGAGAACAUGAAGGAAGAGCAGUGAAGAAGAGGCAUUGAAAGAUUUUUGAAGAGGAAAAAGGAGAAAAGUACUGAGUUUGCCAGUCAACUUAUGGCAAGAACAAGUUGGUCAAAACUGACUUCUCUAUACUAGAAUUUAAAAACUGCUAUAACACAAUAUAAUGUGAAGGAAACAUUAAGAAGUCAACAUUUUUUCAGUAGUUUAUAUUUUGCCGUUGAUCUGCUGCUGUACACAACUAGCAGGAUUGUACAAAUUAGCUAUCUCUAGAUUAUGUUCUAAAAUGUGGCACUCGUCUAGUUUUGCAGCCUUAACCCUAUAUGUACAAAGUUCAAAUAAAAAAAGAUGUUCAUCACUGUAUAGAAGAUCUACUUAAUUCAAAAUUUUCCCUGAUGAUGUUGUAUAUUACGACAACGCUGUAAUGCAAUACAUCUAAACAUUUAAAUUUCCUGGCUCACUCAGUCUUAAUGUAAUAAUAAUGAUUUGAGCAUGAUUCAUGUGUGUUUGUAGGCACACAGUCACUUCACAAAGAGCUGCAACAGAAAUAGUUCCACAGGCCAAUGUUGCCAAAUACAGCAGUCAUCAUACCAGACUACGGGUUGUUGGCGCAGCAAAACACACCCCAUCCCCCUAUACACUAGCAUAAUGGACCUCAAUGCAUUACAAUCACUACAAAAAAUCUAAACCUGAUUUUUGAGGGGGCUCUCAAAGUGCUCAGAGGAUUUACAUUUGAAAGUGCUACACACACAUUUUCUUGAGUGAAAAGGAACAGAAAACUAGCUUCUGAUCAGAUUCAUUCACAACACAAAUUACAUACAUCAAAUUUUAAAAAGCACCAUUUUUACAUUAAAACACUCCAGCUUCUACACUUUUCAAACAAAAUAAUUUACAACUACUGAUCUGAGGUGCCUUGCUUAGUGGUUUGGGAGUGGGGUGACUAGUACACCACAAAUGCCAAGUGCUGAAGAUCUGCCACUUGUUGAGGGUGUUGGUAAUGGUGCCUUUCAGGUUGUGUGCAUGUGAAAAUUGUACUUCAAAACAAAUUCAAGAAAAAAGUGCUGACUUUAGAGCGAGGCUAGUGUAAGAGGUGGGGAGGGGUUAAGGGCUCUCUCUCACCUGUUAACCAACAUUAACCUCCUCAUCCCUUGCAAGGACAAAAUUGCACACCUUAAAACUUACAAUAAAAUAUUAGAAUAUUUGUAGACAAACCAUAACCCAACACCCUAAACAAGCGUAAACAUUUCAGCACAAACUACAGGAAGAUGAGGUUGAAUUAAGUGCUGACUUCCUGAUAGUACCCGCAGCAUAAUGAAGACUGCACUCAUUUAUUGGAUGCCUUUAUCUUAACCUAUGUCCUCUUCUGCAUGGUAGGAGUUCUACUAAGCAGAAUAUUUGCUUUUCAGUUGCAAUAUGCAACUUUGCCACCUUUUCUGUCAACUUACAACCCAUUAUUCUAUAACAGGCAGCUGCACUACUGAACUUUUGUACCAGUCCUUUUACCAUAAAAGGCAGCCACAUUGCAUUCUAACGUCAUCAGCCAUUAAGCCAUUUUAAACCAUUUGAGGCACCCCAGCCAAACCCAGCCAUUGUCAGGUAUAAAACAGUCAUUCACUCUACGGUAUACAAUGUUCUGUUACCUUAAACAAAAAUAUCAAGUAUCUGGGGGAGGUGAUGGCUAGGCUUGGCUGUGACAACCUGACAACAGCUACUUAAUACAGGCAUGGGGGAGGCAGUUCCUCACAAACAACCAUUGCAAGGGAGUCAGGUUUUAUAAAAUAAUAAAAUAGAAAAAAAAAAGGUGAACAGAAACAGUACACAUCAGUUGCCAGAUGGCGACACACUCAUAAUCAUUUACACAAAAUACCUACACUUAAACCUCCAGUAUUUCAUUGUUAAAAAAGUCUUUGUUAUGUACAAAAUAUAGGCUAAAACUUAAAACCUAAAUGCUGUACAAAAGGCAUCGGUAGACUAAGCUUAUAUUUCAGUAUCAAAUACAACGGCCUCAACAGAAGAAAUGAGCACAUUAACCAAUUUUCUUAACAAUUAUUGUACCUAAAAUUGUACAGUUUAAAAACCACUGCGCCAAAUAAUCUUGCUUGUUUACAACCGGGUAAAUUCACAUCAAGCCCGUACAGUACAGGACCCAAGGAGCAGCACGACCUUCAGAACAACAAUUUUACGAGUGUCAUCAA